Messenger RNA from Mycotypha africana, 897 nucleotides. Its product is annotated as S-adenosyl-L-methionine-dependent methyltransferase. The transcript has 3 exons. Lineage: Eukaryota; Fungi; Mucoromycota; Mucoromycetes; Mucorales; Mycotyphaceae. Gene Ontology annotation, molecular function: methyltransferase activity. The record is from RefSeq and is a predicted model, not a curated record. The coding region runs from base 1 to 897 and encodes 298 amino acids.
AUGUUGCCUUACGGGGCAGAUCAAGAGCUUGAUCGCAUGGUCACUCAGCAUUAUAUACUUAGAACUGCAUUUGGUUCUGACUUUGCUGCUCCAGUUAACAACCUAACGAAGCGGCCUUUUAAACCAGGCAAGAAUGUUGUUGUGCUCGACGUAGGUUGCGGCUCUGGUAUAUGGACAAUGGAAAUGGCAACUCAAUUUCCACAUGCUCACUUCAUUGGAAUUGACAGACAAGCAACCUAUCCUAAAAAUAUUAAACCCAAAAACUGCCACUUUAAGCAAUUCAAUAUUGAUCAGUCGCAUAUUCAAUUACCUUUUGAAGAUGCUAGUGUUGAUUACAUUUUCCAGCGCGAUAUCAAUUGGGAUUUGCUUGAAUCCAGCUGGUUGCCUUUAGUACAAGAAUUUUUCAGAGUUCUGAAGCCUGGCGGAUGGAUUGAGUUAGUUGAACCUGAAAUUGAGACUUAUAGCAGCAAUCCUAUUUAUCACGACUACAUUGCAGACAAACUGGUGGAUUCAUUUUAUGAAAGAGAUCAAGACCCUUUUGUGUCCAAAAGACUAUCUUCUUUUAUGGCAGAAGCAGGUUUUCGAAGAAUCCAAAGUGAAUUUCAAUCGUUACCUCUCGGAUGGGGCUAUCAAAAACUCUCAGCAGCCAAAAAGCAAAUCACUUUGCACAACAUCAGAGAGAACUGUCAAGCUUACUUGCGAUGCUCCGAAUUUGCUAGAGCAGCAGCGAAUCAUCAUCUAGAUUUGCUCAAAUCAUUACAAAGAUGGUUUACGCAAGAACAACAGAUGAGUAUCGCAAAGUACGACUCUUACGUCCAGCAUUUACCUGAUGUAUGGUUCACAUCCAAAGCUUAUGUAAAUUGGCAUCGCUCUUUUGCUCAAAAACCUUAUAUUUAA